AUGAGUCGUUCUGGUGGCGCCGAGGCGGUGAGGGGUGAUCUUCGGGAGUGGGGAGCCGUGACCUUGACAGACUCCCACGCAGAGACCUCCCCCACCAACAGAUGUCAGUCAUCCCAGGGAGCAGUACUGACGGGGACUCCAAAACAUAAGCUGCAUUACAGAAAGGAAGUAGAAAUUCAGGAGUUGUUACUCUACUUUAUUUUUUUAAUAAACCUAUGUAUAUUGACUUUUGGAAUGGUAAACCCACAUAUGUAUUACUUAAACAAAGUUAUGUCAUCUCUAUUUUUGGACACUUCUGUGCCUGGUGAUGAAAGAACCAACUUUAAGUCUAUUCGCAGCAUAACUGAUUUUUGGAAGUUUAUGGAAGGACCCCUUUUGGAAGGUCUGUACUGGGACUCGUGGUACAAUAACAAGAAGUUAUAUAAUUUAAAUAACAGCAGUCGUAUCUACUAUGAGAACAUACUUUUAGGAGUCCCCAGAGUCCGUCAACUAAAAGUCCGCAACAACACCUGCAAGGUCUAUUCAUACUUCAAGUCCUUGAUGAGUGAAUGUUAUGACAGAUACACUCCUGCAAAUGAAGACCUGUCUGCGUUUGGCCUUAAGCAGGAUACUGAAUGGAAAUACUCUACUCCUAGUGCGAAUGACCCUUGGCACUGGGGAUUUUUUGGUGUUUAUCGAAAUGGGGGAUAUAUUUUCACUUUAUCAAGAUCAAAAUCUGAAACCAAAAGCAAAUUUAUUAACCUUCGACUGCACAGCUGGAUCACAAGAGGGACUAGAGUUGUUUUUAUUGAUUUUUCAUUAUACAAUGCUAAUGUAAAUCUGUUUUGCAUCAUCAGAUUGGUGGCAGAAUUCCCUGCAACUGGAGGAAUAGUUACUUCAUGGCAGUUUUACUCUGUAAAGCUCCUCAGAUAUGUUAGCUUCUAUGAUUACUUUAUUGCUUCCUGUGAAAUCACAUUUUGUAUUUUUCUAAUUGUCUUCACAACACAAGAAGCCAAAAAAAUGAAAGAAUUUAAGUCUGCCUAUUUCAAAAGUAUUUGGAACUGGCUGGAAUUACUACUUUUGGUGUUGUGUGUCGUGGCCAUUUUCUUCAACUCAUACUGUAAUAUACAAAUUUUUCUCUUACUGGGACAGAUGUUAAAAAGUACUGAGAAGUAUUCAGACUUCCAUUUUCUUGCACACUGGCAUAUUUAUUACAACAAUAUAAUUGCUAUUACCAUCUUCUUUGCAUGGAUAAAGAUACUCAAAUUCAUAAACUUUAAUAGGACAAUGUCUCAGCUGUCAUCGACCUUGUCCCGAUGUAUCAAAGACAUAGUAGGAUUUACCAUCAUGUUUUUUAUAAUAUUCUUUGCUUAUGCCCAGCUAGGAUUUCUUGUUUUUGGAUCACAAGUUGACGACUUUUCCACUUUUCAAAAUUCUAUAUUUGCACAAUUUCGAAUUGUUCUUGGAGAUGUUAAUUUUGCUGGUAUUCAACAAGCCAAUCGUAUCUUGGGACCCAUUUACUUCAUCACUUUCAUCUUCUUUGUGUUCUUUGUCCUGCUGAACAUGUUCUUGGCAAUAAUUAAUGAUACCUAUUCUGAAGUGAAAGCUGAUUAUUCAAUAGGCAGAAGCCCAGAUUUUGAACUUGGUAAAAUGAUUAAAAAGAGUUUUAAUGAUGCUCUAGAGAAACUCAAACUAAAGAAACCUCAAGAGGAUGAAGACAAGAAAAGUAUGAAAAGCAGAGAUUUGGUUGAAGAAGCCCAAAGAGAAGGCUUUGAUGAAACUGAAAUUCAAAGAUCAGAGCAAAUGAAAAAAUGGAAAGAGAGGCUUGAGAAAAAGUAUUAUUCUAUAGAAAUUCAAGAUGACUACCAGCCUGUCACUCAACAAGAAUUCCAAGAACUCUUUUUAUAUGCCGUGGAGCUGGAGAAAGAAUUACACUACGUCAGUUUAAAACUAAACCGAGUGAUGAAAAAGAUUUCAGCUCUACAAUAUUGAGACAAGUGGAAGUAAGAAUCUGUAAUGCAAUCAUUGGGCAUUUUUAACAAAUACUUAUUCCUAUAUUGAAUUACUUACUAAACUUGUCUCCAUUUCAGGUGCACUUUAAAAGCACUGAACCACCUGUCAUUGAGGUCAACGAUAAUCAUCAAAUGAUAUCCAGGAAUUAAGUGCCCCCGCAUGGGACCCACUGUACAGUCCUUGCAUAUUACAACACGCCUCCAGAGUAUACACACACUGCUGCACACAAAGGGCUUCAUAAGAUUUAUCAUUACACUCUAGAAGUGUAAAGAGAGAGUAUAAAAUAAUGCUGCUGGCAGUUCCUACAGCAGGUCUCCACCAGCUCAAUACUUAGGAAAAGAUAGUUUUCUCAGUAUUACACAAAGUGUAAGAACUCUGGUGCUCUCAUCAUGUACCAUGUUCUAACUCCCUCUGGCCAUAAAUUAAGAAAUGCUUUCGACUCUGGAAAACCAUUAUAUAAGACCCCAAGUUAAAAAAAAAUCUUACCUCCAUUCUUCCCAAUUUGAAGUGUUCUGGAAAAAGCCAAAGUAUAAAAGAACAAACUUCCCAAACACCUAGAGAACUUCCACUAACACUUUCAAAUGGGAAAUUCUUCUAGACAGUUUCUAAGUAACAUAUUCAAAGUUUUCCAAAAGUCCUCCACUACUUUAAAAGCAAAAUAUGCUUUAAAAAAUAAAGAGCAAGGUAGGAGUAACAGGGUUAUAAGAAGUCGUUACGUUUGAAAGUGCAAAUGAGGGAGCCACAAAAGCCUAGUCUGGACGGUUGGAAAGCGGUGCUUGGCCGGCACUGCGGGGGCUGGAAGGAAGCUCUUCUGGUUUCCUUAGGUCCAAUAAGCCAUCCCAGAAGAGCUCUAUGUUCUCUUAGCCCAAGCGACGUCAUUCGGCCAUGGUUCUCAACUUCCACACUGGUGCUCAACAGUCCCUGGGCUUUCAAACUCGAAUAAAGGUUCUUAUACAUACCCACCUUCCUCAGACCAAGCUUUUUUUCUCUUAGAGUCUGUAAGUCAAGUUUUCUUAAUAGGAAUCACUGUAACAAGAAAUGCUGACUACUCUCUUGGCAUAGAUUUCUAUCAGAGAAUCAACCACAUGGCCUCUGUCUUACCACUCCCGGAAGCUACAGCCAGUCACGUGGUUUAGUAACGUUGUUCCCUGACAUAGUCCCUGGUU
Molecule: messenger RNA, 3158 nt
Organism: Manis pentadactyla (Chinese pangolin)
Lineage: Eukaryota; Metazoa; Chordata; Mammalia; Pholidota; Manidae
Gene: PKD2L2
Product: polycystin 2 like 2, transient receptor potential cation channel
Exons: 15
Coding region: 1-1971 (656 amino acids)
Biological process (GO): detection of mechanical stimulus
Cellular component (GO): membrane
Molecular function (GO): calcium channel activity; calcium ion binding
Source: RefSeq, a predicted model, not a curated record